UAGCUUGGAAUUUCUUUCGAGUCACCUUAAAACGAGACUAUCAAAGAACACGUUCAAUAAUAUUACAAAUGCUCUUGUCUAGUGUAGAUAGUGAUAAUGUAUAUUAAGCAGACUAAUAAUAGGCGAUGGGCAUUACACGCGCGGCAAUUACAAAACGUCGGUCUAGGUGCUUUCAUUAUGACACAGUAUACGUAUAGCACCAACAAGCGAAUUGCCAAAAGAGAUUGCUUUUUGUCUAUAGAUUCAAUAUAUUUAAUUUCUAAAGAUCGGUGAGAGUGGCAUUAGGUUCUUUUGAAUUUUCAUUUCUUACGUGCCUCGUAGAACAUAUGUUUUCAACUAAAUUACACCUAAUGAGAAAAGGCAACGGAUGCAAUAAAAAAUUCUCCAUUAAAGAUUGACGGAAAGUAUAAAACAAACAAUGAUGAUUAUUUUAUGUAGAUAGCUUAAUUAGUAUAUUGAAAACUCUUGAUGAAGUGAAUUGAGUCGCAAUUCAUCAUCUUCGACAUAUAAACAAUCGUUUUGAAAAGAAAGCACAGAAUCUAAUUACUUGAAUCGAUUUUAAUUGACCCCACGCUUCAACAUCAGAUACCUCCUUCAGAACAUGGGAUUGUUGAGUUGGGAGAGGAAAAGGCGCAUCUAGAUCUUAAUCUUGCCGCCCUUGUCACAAAUCUCAGUUAAGUGUUGAACACGCAAAGGGAUCGAAGGCACAAAGGGUCGAAAAGGUUCACUAGUACAUUUAGAAACUUGCCAACAGAGAUAUAUCAUCGUCCUUUUUUAAAAUUUAGGUCGACAUUGCCAGAUCACAAGUUUUAAAACUGCUUAGUCACUAGUUCUCAUAAUUUCUACCUAUCAAAUUUGGCGAUCACAUCUCAUGGAUACAUAUCUAUAGAAGUACUACACUGAUUACAUAUCUAGUAUUCACCGCUAAAACUUACUUUAUACAAAGGGAAACGAUAACUUACUCAAAGUUUAGACCUAAAAAUGUAUUUACAAUCAAGAGAAGUAUUUUAGUGAAUAUACCUUAUCGGCUGUGGAGGAUUCAAAGCGGAAGAAAAUAUUUCUACGAUGAAAUUCAUGUCAAACGGAACUAAAAGAGUAUAAUAUCCUCAUUGAGGGUUCUGAAUUUCGUGGUUAUUGAAAAACAGAAUGGGUUUGGUAACCUCAAUCUUCAGAGCUAUCAAAAUCUUCAAAAAGAUACGAACAUCAUCAACAAAGCUGACAGAAGCGAUACCUUCUUCGCGUCUCGGUGACCUAUCCACCGCUAUAUUCACUUCGCCUUCGGCGAAUAAUUGUCAAAUAAUAUAUGUAAUAUUGUUUUUUUUAUAGACAAGAUGAUAACGGUGCUUAGCCGAAGGAAUUACUCAUUCUUAUUUGUGACAGUUAUCAUUCUAUCAGAGGCGCUGCACUCGUGUGCAAAUUACACUGGCGGGCUAGAAACCCCUAUCAACGGCACCUCGGGAACAGAGUCACAACCAGGAUCAGGACAGAGACCACAAGGACCAAAUGGACCACAGGGACCAAAUGGACCACAGGGACCAAAUGGACCACAAGGACCAAAUGGACCACAAGGACCAAAUGGACCACAGGGACCAAAUGGACCACAAGGACCAAGUGGACCACAAGGACCAAGUGGACCACAAGUACCAAAUGGACCACAAGGACCAAGUGGACCACAAGGACCAAAUGGACCACAAGGACCACCAAGACUGGAUUUAGGGCCUUCUCUUGAUUUUGGCUGGCUCGAUUUACUUCCACCUCUUAUCCCCGAAUGCUAUCAAGGCGAAGGACUGAAUACCGACCCUGCGUAUUACGAGAUCGCGAUAAUGCUCAUGAUUGGGAAAUGCCAUUCAAACGUGCCACGCCUAACUUGCCACAAUCGAUGCGGUGCUAGCGAGAGAACCACGCAACAAAAGUGCUAUUGUGACGUCAUCUGCAACGAAAUAGGGGACUGUUGCUAUGACUACCGGUCGACGUGCAAUAUCACGAGUACCGCACCCCGAAGAGAGUCAACUCCCAAAAGGCAAUGCUCGAAUGGGUACUACAUCGCACGCACGUGCCCCGAAAAUACGGAUCGAUAUCUCGACGGACAGUGCACGGCAGAUGGCGAAACACCAUCGACAAACGAUCGCGACUUGCUUCGUAACUUACCCGUCUUGGACCGCAACACGAACGUGACUUAUAAAAACUCCUACUGCGCCAAAUGCCAUAUGGCAACCAAGUUAACCUACUGGACAGCCGAAGCCUCUUGCCCCACGGUUUACCCAAACUCGUCCUUCGAUGAAGAACUAUUGUCAUUCGUCCAAACCAAUUGUACCUUGACAUACCAUGAACCACAGCAUACACCAGCGAUGAGAUGCGAGCAGCAGACGCCCGGAUACCAACAGCCUUUAGUUGGCAACUCCACAGCUCUUAAUGCGUGUAAAGAGCAUUGCGAGGCGUAUUCCUUCCCCGUCUUUGUGCUCAAAUGGUCUGGGUGCGAGUAUUACAAGAAUCCCCACUGUGCGCUCCUGCGAGGUGUAAGACCCACUGAUUUGUCAUGCGGAAAGUGUCCAAGUGAACGGCUCCCUGUGCUCCCUAACCUAGCGAUACUUUUCGAUUUUCUCGAAGCAGGAACGUACGUGGAGGAAAGAAGACUCAAGGGUCCAAGGCAAUACUCAAAGGGAACAAAGUUCAGACCACGCCCUCAACCCUGCAGCAAAAACCAGAUAUACGACCCUUUCCGUAGCAAAUGUAGACAAAUUUACCAUCAACAACUAAACCACAAGAAACAAUCACAUUACCCUACCUACAGCAACGGCGUUAGUAACAACACUAAUAAGGACAACUAUGAUCCGAACUGCAACUACGUGACUUACAAUAAGACGGAUGUCUACAUUUAUGGUAACGGCUCCUUAGUAUUGGCGCCAAAUGGUACAGAACUCUUCAACGUGUCUUACUUCCGGUCAGGUGACCUCAUCGCUGUCUGCAUAAAGCAAGAGGCCUUACAAAACUUCUUUACGCGGGGCCUUUAUCUCGCUGGUGCACAGCGAUCUCUUGGAAUAAUGACCCUUGCUGGUAGCACCAUCUCAAUGUUAGCACUUAUUUUCCUGUUCGUCUGCCACGGAUACUUUCCUGAACUGAGGAAUUUCCCGGGCAAGAUACAGAUCAACCUCGCUGCAGCACUGCUAAUGUUCCACGUGUUCUUCUUAAUGGUCGGUGUUAAUUCUGUGCGAGGCCUGUGCAAGGUUGUAGCGAUUGGAAUCCACUUCUUCUUAUUGGCUGCUUUCCUCUGGAUGGCUGUCAUGGCGUAUGACGUACAUCGAACUUUUACAAAUCAAGAAAAAGCCAUGGUCCAGUCUUCUCGCCGCUUGCUGAAGGUGUAUGCGCUCGUGGCUUGGAUCACUCCGGCUGCCAUCGUCAUACUAUGCCUAGUGAUCGAUAGCUUGCUUUCAGGUUCUCUUGACUAUGGAACUGGUGCCUUUUGUUACAUCUCGAGUCGCUGGGGAUUGCUUUUCGCGUUCGUGAUCCCUGUUUUCUGUAUCUUAGCCUGGAAUUCUAUCUGUUUGACGAGGACCUUAUGCCAUAUCCACAACGCCCGACAAGCUUCCCGCCACUUGAGGACCAGCAGCCGUAGACAUGACGACGGACUGCCAAUCAUGUGUUUGCGUAUGACGUCAGUGGUGGGCCUGCCGUGGCUUCUUGGGUUUGUGGCGGCGGUUGUUCCGUCGUGCCAGCCUUUGUGGUUCAUCUACACUGCCCUCAACAGCCUACAAGGUUUCUUUAUAUUUGCAUCGUUUGUGUGCAGUUCGCGCGUCAAACUUGUGCUCAGAAGAAAAUUUUCUCGCUCAAGUUCGAGACAAAGUAACACUACAAUGAUAGAAAUGAUGACGCCGAUACGACAAGCAGGCCCUGGAAAUGAUGACAACAAUAUGACAAGCGAACCAUGAAAAUGAUGACAACAAUAUGACAAGCGAACCAUGGAAAUGAUGACAAUAUGACAAGCGAACCAUGGAAAUGAUGACAAUAUGACAAGCGAACCAUGGAAAUGAUGACAACAAUGAUGACAUUAAGCGAAGCCUUGAAUUGGAAGCCCAAAGAAUCACAGUUGCAGUGCCUAGUGUCAAAUGCUGAAAGAAGUUACGUUAUCAGUUGCGGGUGUAGUUUGAAGUUUUCUGUGUGCUGCGCUAAGGGCUGGACCUCGAUUAUCGAAACAUCCCAAUCGCAUGUCAAUACACCAAUUGUGUGAAAAUACCCUAAAUAAAAAACGUCAUCUAUCUA
Messenger RNA from Nematostella vectensis (starlet sea anemone), 4257 nucleotides. RefSeq lists its product as uncharacterized. Gene Ontology annotation, biological process: cell surface receptor signaling pathway; G protein-coupled receptor signaling pathway. The record is from RefSeq and is a predicted model, not a curated record. Gene Ontology annotation, molecular function: G protein-coupled receptor activity. The transcript is spliced from 10 exons. Gene Ontology annotation, cellular component: membrane. Bases 1332 to 3926 code for a protein of 864 amino acids. NCBI's taxonomy places the organism in Eukaryota, Metazoa, Cnidaria, Anthozoa, Actiniaria, Edwardsiidae.